This is a messenger RNA of Cylicostephanus goldi, 552 nucleotides long. The record is from the annotation of a GenBank genome assembly. NCBI's taxonomy places the organism in Eukaryota, Metazoa, Nematoda, Chromadorea, Rhabditida, Strongylidae.
AUGGAUGACGUCGAUGGCCUCUUGCUAAAGAUCGGAUGUUCGAAAUCAGCUCUGAUUUUGAGUCUUAUUCGUCACCUUGACGGUGUGGAUCUCACAGGGCGAUUGUCAUUGUCAAACCAGUUCGUCACCGAACUCCUUGACUACAGUCCUCAUAUCUUAGCCGCAAAUACUUCAAGUGCAGCGACGCGGUCGAAAUUACUGCGAUUACUCUUUACAUUGGCACUCUACAAUGUGAGCAUACGACGAUACCUUUGCGGUGAUCUUCACCUUUGUGGACCCGUAUUUGAAUGUCUGAAAUUAUCCUUGAAGGAGCAACUAGGGCCUCAAAAUUUGAUUGAUAUAUUACGGUUACUACAGGUACUAACUUAUGAAAGAUGCUUGGUUCUUGGUCUAUGGACAAACGACCUGAUAUCUUUUUUAAUGGGUGAAAUUACUAGAGAAGUCGAAGUGGAGUGGAUGCCUUACUGUAUGGCAAUAUUAUGCAAUCUCGCCAGGAGAUCAAAAUCUGUAUGCGGAAGAAUAAAGAAAUCGGUAAGAUUUCCUCUGCAUUGA